Molecule: messenger RNA, 3736 nt
Organism: Diorhabda carinulata
Lineage: Eukaryota; Metazoa; Arthropoda; Insecta; Coleoptera; Chrysomelidae
Exons: 3
Coding region: 592-1830 (412 amino acids)
Cellular component (GO): extracellular matrix
Source: RefSeq, a predicted model, not a curated record
AAUCUGCAAUUGAUAAUGGAAAAACUUUAUAUAAUUUCAAUCAGAAAUUCAUAAAAUUUUGUUAAUAAAGGUAAUAGAGAUAAUAGAAAUAUACAAAAAGAGUGUAGGGUGGAAUACAACAAGAUAUAUUUUAAAGAAAAUCUAGAUAUUUAACCUACAUUAGACAUACAGAUGAAAAAAUUGUCAAGGUAAUUAUCCUUAAGAGAAUAAUGAAAAGAAUAAUUGGAAAUCAAAAAUGAAUUAAUUGGAAAACAUAUUAAAAAAUCAGGAAUAAAAGAAAUAUUUAACUGCGGAAGCUUUAAAUCAUGGAUUAAAGAAAUUAUAUUACAACCCCACUACAUAUAUGAAAAUUUAUAUAAUUUGCAGCUGAAUCUAUGAUUGCCAUUAAAUGAAAUUUCCAGAAAUUCUUCAUUGCCAGUUUAAUCGAAGUGAUAAACUGUGAUGAAAAAAAUGGAAGGGACAAAAUUGAUGUGAAAAAGAAGAUCUUAGAUUAUAAAUAUAUCCUUAUGUUGACUGGUACACAGUAUGUGAAAGUCGUUGAUAGUGGAGUGAAAUUGUAAUUUGAACUUGAUACUUGAACUAAGAAUUACGAUGUGGAUAUACCAGGCAGUACUAUUAGCAGUAAUUUUUUUAUCAAGAGUAAAUCCACAUCCGAAUCCAACUGGACUUGAAAAUUACGCCCCAGGUCACGACCAUUACACACCCACAGACUACAACUUCAGUUAUGGAGUAAGAGACUACCAUACAGGGGAUAUCAAGCACCAAUGGGAAAAGAAAAAUGGCGACAAAGUGAUCGGUCAGUAUUCUCUAGUCGAACCCGAUGGAUCAAUCAGAACAGUGGACUAUACUGCAGAUGACCAUAGUGGUUUCAAUGCGGUUGUUAAACAUACGGGUUCUUUUAAACAUCUGGUAUCACAUCAUCCUCAAACAAAAGAUGAACCUACCAGCCACAACGAAGUUAUUUUGAAACAAAAUUUAGGAGAACAUCAAUCUUUGUAUGGAAUCGCUAACAAUAUUCCACAAUAUACAUUGCAGUAUAAACAGAGCUUGUCAGAAGAAGAAGAAGAAGAAGACGCACUGACUCACGCAGCACAUUAUCAAACAGUAGAAGAAAAUACGAAUCAAAACUAUGUUUAUGUUAAUCAAGAAGAAGUAGCAGAUGAGUCACAACAUUCAGUGAUUAAAUCUGAGCACAAGUAUAAGCCACGGAAACCGGAUACAAUAAGAUCUCAAUCGAUAAUCGAAAAGGAAUACGGGAAGAUCAAGUUAGCUCCACACCUACCUAUAGAUUUGAGUCUAAUAAAGGGACAUCCAGUAGAACCCGUUGAUAUUAGAGUUGUUAAUCCUGUAGAAAUCAAUUUGAACGAACAAGAACACAAUAUUAGACCUUCAACGAAAGAUACAUCACUGCAACCUUCACACGAAUUAUCUGAAGACGAAAUUCGGAACUAUCUUGAAAGUUUCUAUAGACAUAGUAACUUACUACUUAGCGAACCUCACGUAGAAGGCGGCUUCAAACCAAUAAGAAAUAAAUCGAAACAAUCCAUAACUCAACCCAAUAUACCAGGAACGUACACAUCUGAUAAGAAAACAAAGAAAACUCCUGGUUUGAGCAGUUAUUCCUCUAAAGGUGCUCAUAGAAAUACCAGACGAAGUCCGAAGGUUCACCCAAAAACAAUGUCUCGAAUGCCGCAAUUCCAUUACUAUGUUCCUGCUGAUGAAACGGUUACUGAUGAUGAAAGACACAAUACUCAAGUUACAAGGUUAUAUAAGUCGUUACCAAAACAUGGUUUCGUUCGAUAUGCCAGACAUUUGAAUCAUCCAAUCUAAAUAAUACAUUUUUGUGUACUUUUAAUGAAACAAUCAUUUCCAAACUUUAUUGAAAUGCAAAGCACCAAUUAGAAAGUAUACUGAAGAAUUAAAAAUAGUUAUAUGUGGAAUUGUUUAGGGUUCAAAAACGUUAACUAGGUCCCUUGUCUUGUUCAAUAGUCCAGUCAAACUUGAUUAUAUAUUAUUUUAAUUCAACUCAAGUCGUCUUUAUCGGCUUCAUUAUCUUUAUAUUCACCACUGUCGUUUUCUUUAUUGUUUAUAUUAUAUAUUUGACGAUUUUGAGAUUAAAAUAUGAGUUUGGUAAUGAUUUGUUUCAUAAAAAUUGACCUGUUAAUUUUAGUGUUGAGUAAUUUCAACUCGAAACCUUUGUGCAAUAUUAUUAUUAAGUUUUCUCUAUAGUACAAUGUGAAUGAAAACAUACAGGACCAAAAAGGACAUGAGGGAAUAUUUUCAUCUAAUUUUAUAUGUUGCAUCAUACAAUUUUUAUUAAAUAUUUAUAGAAGGAUUAUUGGUUCCGUUUCUUUUUCUUUUAUUAUUGUUUCUCAAUCACCCUUCUACUCACAGUUUUCUUGAAAUUUUGCAUUUUUUUGUUUUUAUCUUGAUUUUCAUGUUCUCAAAAUAUCGAUCAGAUUUAUGCGUAUUACUAUUCAAUUCCUGAUAGAUUUUUCAAAAAACUUCUGAGUUUUUCUACGAUUUCAAAUAUUCUAAACUUAUUUUCAAUAAUAUUGUAUAUUCUUUAUAAUGGAAUAUUAGUUAUCCUUAUUCGGGAGCUGUAUAUUUUCAAUCAUACCUACAGUUAUUUUAUCCUUUAAAAUAUUUUAUUUAUUUAACUAUUCGAAUAGAUCUAAUAUCUACUUUAAGUCCAUUAAAAUGUUACUUUACCGAUGUGUAGGGCAGAUUAAGGAAAGCAUAACCUCAAGUUUGUGGGGUUCCACCCCUUAUCCCCCGGUCGCCAGCUUAAAUAAAGGGGGUGAAUAGCUAUUUUUGACGAUAUUUCGCGAACUAUUGUCUCUAUGAAAAAUACGUCAAGACAUAAAUUGUGGUAAAUCUCUUUGCCUACAAUUUUGUUUAUGACAUUUUUUUGCCUCUCACCUCGAAUUUAAAAAGUUAUGAGCAGAAAAGUGCUAAAAUUUCGUCAACAGUUUCUUUUUUCGCUCAAUAACUUUUUAUUUUUUAAUUUUUAUUUAUUAUUUUUAACAGGUAGUGGGAUCCAAAAAAUCCACAUAAAAAAUUAAUCCUCAAAGAACGAUCUAAAAUAUUAUUCUGGGGUAAUUUUAUUGAAAAAUGAAAAAAAAAGAAAUUUUUGCAAUUUUUUGCUUUUAACUUUUUAAAUUCGCGAUUAAUGGCAAAGCGUGUCAUAAAAAAAUUGUAGGCAAAGCAAUUUGGCACAAUUUAUGUCUUUACAAAUUUUUUGUAGAGUCAAUAGUUCGAAAAAUAUGGUCAAAAAUAGAAAAACUCAAGGUCGAUUGUAACAUUUCAAUGGACUAUUCAUUUUCCAUUAUUAUUCAUACAUUUUGAUAAGGUUUUGUCUAAAUGAUUGUUGAUUCUACCCUUUCCAUUAUCCACUCAUCAAGAGGUACAGAGAUUUGACUUAUAUUGAUAAAACAUACAUUCAAAAUAACAACUUUGGUAAUUCUAUCAUUAUUCUUUGCUAACUGGUUAAUUAUUCCACUGUCCAGUUUCUUUUUUAUGAUCCAAAGUCUGUUAUUUCUUAUAUCCUUAUUUAUUAUUGUAUACAACUUGGUUUAUUAUCUAACUUUCCAGUAUAUUUUUGUAAUUUAAAGUUUUUUUCUAUAUUCUUAUAAUAUUUUGCAUUUUUUGCAUAUAUUGACUAAUUUCUCUAUAACCCAUGUACAUAUUUUUUUGUAAAUGUAUGUUAUUACGAAUAAAUUAUUGUUUAUAAAUA